Messenger RNA from Rhodofomes roseus, 2270 nucleotides. RefSeq lists its product as uncharacterized. Bases 178 to 2019 code for a protein of 613 amino acids. Lineage: Eukaryota; Fungi; Basidiomycota; Agaricomycetes; Polyporales; Fomitopsidaceae. The transcript has 3 exons. The record is from RefSeq and is a predicted model, not a curated record.
CGGUGACUCUGCAAACCGACGGUAGUGGUCGCUUAGUAAGCUCGAGUUUCCUUUCCGGGGGACCUUGCUUCAUAGCGUCGCCACAGCGGCUGGUCGCCCGCACCCCUCCAUGCACGACUUGCACACGUUCUCUCGCUUCUAACGACCACCGGCUCCUUGUUUAUCUCAUAUUGUAUAAUGACCCAGUCCGUAUCCGACUCUACGCUCUCGCCGACGCCCUUCAGUCCUUUCUCGUCGUACUCGGAGGUCAGCGGGGUCACGUCCGACGAUGCACCGGAUCUCGGCGCCUUCACAACCGUCUUCCGUGCGCUCAACAACCUGCAGCAACGGACCGCACCUGCACUACUCAACGAUGUCAACACUGGAACACCUAUAUCUCCUCUCGCUUUCUCGCCCACAGCAGACGGCUCGGAAGCCCCAUUGCACUCCGCCCCAUGGUCUCACCACCCAGUCAACGAUUACCUAUCUUACUCUUCCCCGGACAGCCCUCGCCGCGGACGCUCGCCCUUGCGGUCUGACUCCGAGUCCACGGCAUCUGACGUCGACCGGUCGGAUCUGCUCCGGGUAGAAGCUGAAGUAGCGGAACUCAUCGAUCAGCCAUCCCUAGGAGACCUAGACGAGGCGCUCGGUUUCCUCGCUGCUGAACGCGCGCGCUUGCUUGCGCAGCGCAAGAAGGGGUUGAGAACCACUGGGAAUACCAGUUCGACUACCACGACGUCUGACAGCAUAUACCGUCACGUCAUCCAGCCGCGUCGCAAGCGGCGCCGCAAGAGAAAUCGGUCCGAGGGUGCCUCGCGGGUCCGCGCAUCCGAGCAUGAUCAGGACCACUUGACAGAGACGUCGACUACAGCAGGAGUUGACGAUGUUGGUGACGACGGCGGCGACGAGGCGUAUGCGUCCUCUUCGUCUGUCGAGAUUGCAUCUUCUCCCUCAGCUGCCAUACGGACUGCGACUGCAUCAGCGCGAGUCAAGACGGUACGGAGACAGCCCACAUUAACACAAGUCGCCCGCGAGAAGCCGCGACUGCUCCACAGCAAGUCUACACCCAAUCUUAUACCCCCUGUAUCGUUACCCCUAGACGCGCGCGUCCUACAUCUACGGAACCUGGCGCACAAGCUCAGGUUAUUCUUCCCUAAGGACGCGGUUGCGUUGCAUGAUGUGCUCGACCCGGAGACAGCAUUCAGUGCCACUGGAGAGUCUGGCUUCGUCGACACGCGAGGCCCCGAGCCUGGCUCACAAGACACCCUCAUCCACGUCUUCAUUGAUCACUCUAAUAUCCUUAUUGGAUUCCUGUCGUACCUGCGGCGGCACCUGCACCACUACGCACGCAGUCGCGGCAGAUACCUCUCACAUGCUGCGCUCGCGCUCAUCCUUGAGCGCGGGCGACCAAUAACUCGGCGCGUGCUCGUGGCGUCGUCACCGCUCUACCAGCCGGUUGACAGUGCGGGGCUGCUGGGCUACGAGGUCCGCGUAUACGCGCGUGUCCCAGAUACGGGCGACGGUGCUGAUCGCCAGCGCCACGCCCUCAACCACAAUCAGAGCGAGGCGCAGAGUCCGGGCCGCGGCCGCGGACGCCGUGCAGGCGCGUCGCACGCGCGGAGUCACUCGCACAAGAGUUCCAUUGGCGGCGGCGGUACGUCUACCGAGUCGGAGACGAACGGAAACGGAAACGGGAAUGGGAAUGGAGCAGGAGCGUCGGCGCGUGUGCGGUAUCGCGAACAGGGUGUUGAUGAGCUGCUACAGCUGAAGCUGCACCAGGCUAUCGCCGACAUCGACGAAGUCCCGACCGGCGCGACCAUCGUGCUUGCGACCGGAGACGGGAAUGUCGGGCAGUUCAACGAGGAGGGCUUCCUCGGGUGCGUGCGGACUGCGUUGAAGAAGGGGUGGCGGGUGGAGUUGUAUGCUUGGGAGGGUGGGCUGAGCAACGCGUGGUUGCGUGAGUUUGGAGACGGCGCGUACAGCAGCAGGUUCGAGGUGCAUACCUUGGACCGGUUUGCGGCGGACUUGCUGGAGGUGUAGGAUAAGUUAAGCUUAUUGACGGAAACAUGCUAGCCCUGCUAUGUGUUUCCCAUGCUGUUGUAUGGUGUACUUAACUGUAAGUAUGCUGUAGCGUACAUGUUCGUCGCGGACGUCGUGUAAGUAUGGAGGUUAUCGUGAAACGCAACGGCUGUGGCGGUGCUACGAAAUUGCACAGUCCUCCGGAAAGGAUCUCACAGCUCGAUUGUCUUGACUUGACUCAUCGUGCAUUAGCAGUGAACGAGCCGUGAUCA